This is a messenger RNA of Vidua chalybeata, 2877 nucleotides long. RefSeq names its product dihydropyrimidinase like 4 (gene DPYSL4). Bases 185 to 2113 code for a protein of 642 amino acids. Gene Ontology annotation, cellular component: cytosol; cytoplasm. Gene Ontology annotation, molecular function: hydrolase activity, acting on carbon-nitrogen (but not peptide) bonds, in cyclic amides. The transcript has 14 exons. NCBI's taxonomy places the organism in Eukaryota, Metazoa, Chordata, Aves, Passeriformes, Viduidae. The record is from RefSeq and is a predicted model, not a curated record.
UGCCCUGUCCUUCCCCCGCAGCCUGCCCCGCUCUGCUCCUUUGUUGCGCGUCCCGGCCGGAGCCCGGCGGUCCCGGAGCUUUGUCCCGGGGCCGCCCCGGGGGGACAAAGGCGGGCGGGCUCCGCAGCGCGGCCGCGGGGCUGCCCCGCCGUGCCCCCGGUCCCCUGUGCCGCCGGGGCCGGAGAUGAGCUCCGGGCACGCUUUUAUCGCGGGAUGGGCUUGGCAGUGUGAGAGCAUCUCGCAGCCCUGUUCUGCUCCCCGCCUCAGCCCGGGAUCCCCGGUCCCCCCGCGGCUCUCCCGGCCCCGGCCGCGCUGCGUGGGAGGGGAUUCCCUCCUCCCGGCGCCGGCGCUUCCCGGCAGGAGCCGGGACAAAUCCCUCGAAUGCGAUGCCUUGUGUUUUGUUUUUUCUCCUCUUGCCGGCUCGUGGCAGAACUCCCUUGGGAAAAGCCCGAGUGACCACAUUCUAAUCAAAGGAGGAAAAAUUGUCAACGAUGAUCAGUCAUUUUAUGCAGACGUUUAUGUGGAGGACGGCUUAAUAAAACAAAUCGGAGAGCACCUGGUCGUUCCCGGCGGCACCAGGACCAUCGAUGCCCACGGGCAGCUGGUGAUGCCGGGGGGCAUCGACGUCCACACGCGGCUGCAGGCGCCCGCCAUGGGCAUGAGCUCGGCCGACGGCUUCUUCCAGGGCACCAAGGCAGCGCUGGCAGGAGGCACCACCAUGAUCAUUGAGCACGUGUGCCCGGACGCGGGGAGCAGCCUCCUGGCCGCCUACGAGCAGUGGCGCGGCCGCGCCGACGGCCAGGCCUGCUGCGACUACGGCCUGAGCGUGGACGUCCCGCGCUGGCACGAGAGCCUGAGGGAGGAGCUGGAGGCCCUGGUCAAGGACAAGGGUGUGAACUCCUUCCUGGUGUUCAUGGCUUACAAGGACAAGCUGCAGUGCACUGAUGGCCAGAUGUACGAGAUCUUCUGCACCAUUCGGGACCUGGGGGCCAUCGCCCAAGUGCACGCGGAGAACGGAGACAUCAUCCAGGAGGAGCAGAAGAGGCUGCUGGAGCUGGGGAUUACAGGCCCGGAGGGGCACGUCCUCAGCCGCCCCGAGGAGGUGGAGGCGGAGGCCGUGUUCCGCGCCAUCACCAUCGCCAGGCAGGCCAACUGCCCCCUCUACGUCACCAAGGUGAUGAGCAGGGGUGCUGCAGAUGUCCUGGCUCAGGCCAAGAGGAAAGGCACCGUGGUGUACGGGGAGCCCAUCACGGCCAGCCUGGGCACCGACGGCUCCCACUACUGGAGCAAAAACUGGGCCAAAGCCGCCGCCUUCGUCACGUCCCCCCCCGUCAGCCCCGACCCCAGCACGCCGGAUCACCUCAGCACUCUGCUGGCCAGCGGGGACCUGCAGGUCACCGGCAGUGCCCACUGCACCUUCACCACCGCGCAGAAGGCCGUGGGCAAGGACAACUUCACCCUCAUCCCCGAGGGCACCAACGGCAUCGAGGAGAGGAUGGCCAUAGUCUGGGAGAAGUGCGUGGUCCCCGGGAAGAUGGAUGAGAACGAUUUCGUAGCGGUGACCAGCACCAACGCUGCCAAGAUCUUCAACUGCUACCCCAGGAAGGGGCGCGUGGCUGUGGGCUCCGACGCAGACCUGGUGCUGUGGAACCCCAAGGCUACGAAAAUCAUCUCAGCAAAAACCCACAAUUCGAAUGUGGAGUACAACAUAUUUGAAGGCACUGAGUGCCACGGGGUCCCAACCAUGGUCAUAAGUCAGGGAAGAGUUGUCCUCGAAGAUGGAAAUCUGUGUGUCACCCAGGGCUCAGGUCGCUUCAUCCCUAGGAAGACAUUCCCUGACUUCGUUUACAAAAGGAUAAAGGCAAGAAACAGGCUGGCCGAGGUGCACGGCGUGCCCCGGGGGAUGUACGACGGGCCGGUGCACGAGGUGCCGGCCAGCGUCAAGGCCGUGGCGCCCGGCGCCGGCAAAGCCGCGGCCCCGCCCGUGCGCAACCUGCACCAGUCCGGCUUCAGCCUGUCCGGGUCACAGGCAGAUGACCACGUUGCCCGGCGCACGGCGCAGAAGAUCAUGGCCCCGCCGGGCGGGAGGUCCAACAUCACCUCGCUGUCCUGACGCUGUCCCCGCGCCGGCCCCCGCCGCCUCCUGCCGGGACGGGGCCGGUGGGCCGCCCCCGAGCUCGCCAGCUGUGCCAGCCCUUCCCUCGUAGGUAGAAAGUAGAGUGAUCCCCGAGGCAGCGCUCCCAGCUGGGUUCUCUGCCAGCGCUCCUUCGCUAGCUGCUAGGAAAGCCCUUCCCUGUGCAUGCGGCACCGCCACGUCCCCAGGGCUGCGGGGCUGGCUGGCCCUGCGCGCCGGCGUGGCCAUGAGGGCACAUCCAGGCUGGGUCACGCUCUUUUCCAGCAGCGCCCGCUGCCCGCUCGCAUCAAAGGACUUCGCACCGAUGAGCGCUUGCGUGGUUUCCAGCCAGAGCCCUCCGCCCUGGCCGUGCUCCCAGGGCCACCCCCAGACCGUGUGUCCCUCGGCGGUCACAGCUCAGGGGCGAGUGCAGCCCCGUGUCCUGGGGCAGAGUGGUGCUGGCCCUCCAGGACCCGGCCAUGCCAUGGGCUGGUGUCCUUCUGGCAGCCUUGUUUUUUAAAGAUCAUUUAUUACUCGGUUUUUCAAAACUGAGUGUGAGUCCAAUACCCAAUACCAGGGCUCGUUUGGAGGCCAGGGGCAUGCAACACACCUUUUUAUAAAGAUUAUUCUAGCCCAGUUAUUAUAUUGAAAGGUGUGUACACAGAGUGAACCUCUGGCCAUAGAGCCAUGCAUGUACCUCCAGGAAUGGCUUUCCGUUCCUGUCUGCUCCUUGCUUGGAAUAAACUUGGCUGGAAACUGCAAAA